UUAUACACUCUGCAGAAAGACCCGUCUUUAUUGUCGUGCUCCUCCUCCUGCUCCUCCUCCUCCUGCUUCUCCUGCUCCUCCUCGCCGGUGUUAGCGGCAGCAGGAUCAGGAUGUGUGGCUGUGUUCUGGUGUAGGAUGGAUCCGGACUGCGGUGUGUGGUGUUCAGGGAGUUUCCUGUCACUGAGUGAACAGGAGCAGAGCUUUUACUCAGGGUUACACGGACUGUGUCAGAGUCACACUGUUACUGCUGCUCCUCCUGCUGCUCCUGCUGCUCCUCACCUUCAUCAUCCUCUUCCUCCUGCUCCCGCUCCUGCUGCAGAAAACACCGGGAACCUGUCGUCUGUGAAGGUGGCGGAGCUGUUUAAGGCAUCCGGUCUUCAUCCUGAGCUUCUGCACAGAGUGACUGAGGUGUGUGGCGCGAGGCAGCUGGGUUACUUUGGUACGCCUCAGUUCUACGUGGCUCUGAAGCUGCUCGCCGCCGCUCAGGCAGGUUUGCCUGUUCGCCUGGACAGUGUCACAGCCACCAAUCUACCUCUGCCCAGAUUUGUGGGGAUGAAGAAUGAAGCAGAGAUGAGAUACUCGUCCCUGCCUCUCGGUGUAGAAGCUCAGUGUGGAUCAGUGUCGUGGACUCUGGCUGACAGAAGCAGCUUCAGACGCCUGGAGGCCACUGUGGAGAAGAAGGAACCCUGGUCUCCACCUGGAUCACCACACACUUCCCCACCUAUCUCUCCAGCGACGUAUCGCAGCUACUCGUGCGUCAAACAGAAAAAUGGAGCCGACUCACAAAUCAUCUAUGAAGGGACGCAGACAAAAUGGCCGCUGGCUCAGCUGGAGCCGCACUCCUCCCCCAACAAGUACGCCUCCAAACCCACGGUGGAACAUCCUGUCAUGACCCGGGCGUCUUCAUCAGAGAGGAUAAACCGUCAGGAUGUGGAUGAUUAUUGUGACACUGACCCCUGGAGGAUCACAGAGGAACAGCUCGACUAUUACACCAACCAGUUCAGGAGUCUUCAGCCGGACCUGGGCGCUCUGAUCCUCGGAUCUGUGGCCAAAAACUUCUUCACUAAAUCCAAACUCCCCAUCCCUGAACUGUCACACAUCUGGGAGUUGAGUGACGUGGACAGAGAUGGCGCUCUCACCUUCUCUGAGUUCUGCACGGCGUUUCACCUGAUUGUGGCGAGAAAGAACGGCUACGCUCUGCCGGAGAGUUUACCUGUGACUCUGAGACCUCAACAAGAGGAGGAGGAGGAGGAGCAGGAGGAGCAGGAGGAGGUGAUGAAGAUAAAGGAGGAGGAGGAGGAGAACAUGGCCGACACUCCUGAAAGCACAGAGCCGCUCAUCGUGUUUGAGGACGACGCUGCACCUCGACACAGUCACAUGAGUCGCAGCAGAUUUGAGCCGAGUUUAACAAAACAAUCUUUAAAAGAAGAAUCGUGUCAACAAGAUGAUGAUUUGACGAGAGCGACGACAUCACAGCAGAAACCUAUUCUACCACUCUGUGCUUUUCCUCAGAGACCAGAACCUCCUCAGGAUCUGGACCCACAGAUGAGGACCAGAACCAGGCCAAGGUCUUACUCCAGCACAUCCUUUGAAGACAGUCUGAAGAAAACCGAGGAGCCUCCGACGCCUCCACCACGACCCCAGAAGACCCACUCCAGAGCCUCGUCACUGGACCUCAACAAGCUGCUCCAGCAGGGGGCGCCAGGAGUAAAAAGUGCUGGAUGGUUACUUCCUCCUCCAGCUCUGCCUCCAAGACCGUCGGCCUCUCAGGUUUCUCAUUUCAUCUCUGCCACAGAGAAAAGUGCUCAGAGUUCAGUUCAGCAGCCAAACUUCGCUGACUUCAGUCACUUCAAAGAAGAGGAGGAGAUCAGUGUCAAACCUGACGACCCGUGUCCACCGUCCAGAUUUGGUCCAAGCACUGAGAACUUGACUUCAAAACAGGACGUCGUCGUGGUCGCUGGCUCCUCUCAGGUGCCACAGAAACCAGUUCGCAAGAAGUACCACGCUGAGACUCAGAGCGCAGAGACACUGACGCCGCCCACGGUCCCGCCCACCGCCGCCGCGUCCUUCCCUCACCCGACAAAACCUGCUCAAAAGCAGAAGAGGGAGAUCCAGACGGCGAUCCGGAAGAACAGGGAAACCAACGCGGUGCUGACGCGCCUCAACAGUGAGCUCCAACAACAACUCAAGGUCGUUCACCGGCAGAGAGUCGCUCUGGAGUCGCAGCUGGAUCUGCUGCGACCUCUGACCUCCACAUGACGGAGUCAGGGGUUUGAAUCCCGUCACUGAAGUUCACCCGUGUCUCUGUGUGAGUGACACACAAAAGGGCUGAUGAUCGACACAACAGUUACACACUGAAUGUUCCUUUGUUUGACUUUUAACUGUCGUGUAUUUUUUAAAAUCAUUGAUGUAAAAUAUCUUGUUAACUUAUUUUUCUCCCUGUUCUUUUUGAGUUACUUCACCAGAGAAAACACAUGUAACAUUUUACUGUUAAAAUGAUUCAGGUUCAGGUUUUGUUUUCUGUUUUAAAUGUGGUUGUAUGACGCACUGACGGUCUGUUUGAGCGCCCCCUGCUGCUUUAGACACAGAGGCUCACUCUCAGUGAAAACAUGGCUGCCAAAACAAAAGGAGACUCUACGAUAUCGACGUCACAUGUACAGUCUUUAUCUCACUGUGAGACAGACUUUUCCAACAGGAAAGUGAAGUUUGUAAACCACUCACUCUCCCACACCAAAGUCCAGAGAGAAAAUCAGUGAUUUUAACAUCACACACACACACACACACGAGUUGUUGAUCCACUGCUGCCUCCAUCACUAAGUUCUAAUGUCUGAUUUUAGUGAAUUCGACUUUUGAAAUAAUUUGUUCAUAUUCUCGUCAGUGACACAAAGUGACCACACGAGGCAGCAGAGGACCAGCAGCUCCUGGGUCUCUGUGAGCUAAAAUCACGGAUUUUCUCUCUGGACUUUGGAGAAAAAACAGUUUUCUGUCCACUGAACAAAGCACCCACCUCAUUAAAUUGUCAUCAAUUUAAGUUUAAGAUAUCUCAAGAAAGUGUCACUACCAGGCCACGCCCCCUGCACCGCCCCAUCAGUCUUCCUCCCACCUUUUUCAUUUUACGCCAUGUUGAAUUUAUUCAGGACAAAACCACUAAAACAACUAUGAGACAUUGAAAUAAAACAUUUCUCCAUCGUUGCAACAAUUGAGCAGAAGUUAAGGAGCGGUUUUAUAUUUUAGCGUCAUGUGUUUGGUGAAUUUAAAUCAUAAUUUCACAUUUGUCCCGUUAGGCCUGAGCAGCUGUUUUGUAGCUCAUUAAACGUGAGGUUCUUCUGUUUUGAUGCUGCUGAUGAUUAAAAUGCGAUCACUUGUCUUGUCUUAGGCAUUAUUGUCAUUUAUUUAUUUUUAGCCUAAUGCUCACAUCUGAAAACAACGCCAUGAACCACAACGCAAAAAAAAAUCAAAUCAAAUCAAAUAAAUAAAAAGCACAACGGAUGUUUUCAGGUUUUGUCAGAUUGUUUUAGACCAGUUCACGUGUGAAGAAGAAGAAGAAGUUUGGAUUGAAUCUUCACAGAAACACCUGGUGUUGCUUUUACUGGAUUUAAUGAAUGCAUAUUUUGUUGGUUGUUGCUGAAGAUGAAUGAAUUAAAACGACAUAUUCUGCAUGUUUCCUGCACUGAUGUGAACUCUGCACUGUAACUCAACCUGAAACAGGCACAACUGAUCAAACUAAUCAAUAAAGUUGUCUAUUUUUA
Solea solea (common sole) is the source of this 3749-nucleotide messenger RNA. RefSeq names its product RALBP1 associated Eps domain containing 2 (gene reps2). The record is from RefSeq and is a predicted model, not a curated record. Gene Ontology annotation, molecular function: calcium ion binding; protein binding. The coding region runs from base 136 to 2259 and encodes 707 amino acids. Gene Ontology annotation, cellular component: cytoplasm; plasma membrane. Gene Ontology annotation, biological process: endocytosis; endosomal transport. The transcript is spliced from 19 exons. Lineage: Eukaryota; Metazoa; Chordata; Actinopteri; Pleuronectiformes; Soleidae.